ACACACACACACACACAAGUGAAGUGUUUGCUAUAUUGCCGACAGUUUUCAAGCAGCACCAAUUAAGCACCAGCACCAAGCAGUGCAAGCCUCCGCCCCAGCCCUCUACACUGCCUAUUUUUAUCAAUCAAAGGCUCAGGCGUUUAGAUGGAAGCAAUAGAAGAAAGAAGAAGGGGAAACAAUGGAGGAGGAUGAAGAAGAAAUGAGAAAUAAAGGUGGAAUUUGAGAAGGAACCAAGGUGUAACAUUUAGCUUUGAGGGUGGCGGUGAGUGUCUGGCUGCGCCGCCCUCUAGUGGCGAGCGUUGGCGGCCACGUGUAGGAGGUAAACACCACUGCUUCUGACAUCAUGACAUCCAAAGUGACAUUCAAGAUCACCCUCACCUCAGACCCCAAGCUGCCCUACAAAGUACUCAACGUGCCUGAGAACACGCCCUUCACUGCUGUGCUAAAGUUUGCUGCUGAGGAAUUCAAAGUACCUCCCGCAACUUCUGCCAUCAUCACCGAUGACGGCAUUGGCAUCAACCCCAGCCAGACUGCCGGGAAUGUGUUCCUGAAGCACGGCUCUGAGCUGCGUCUCAUUCCCCGUGACCGUGUGGGGCAGCUUGAGUAGUGGCGGACUGGGACUCAAGCAAUGAAAGGCUGUCGUCAGUAUCUCCAUUUCCCAUUCACUUUCUCUCUCUCACUUCUCCUUUUGCUGCUUUUGAAAAGAUGAAAAUUACUUUGUGAUACAUUUUCCAGCCACAGUAUUCUUUUGUUUAUCCAUUGAUUUUCUUAUACCAAUCUUUUUGAUACAGUUGUACAUAAUUUAUGAUGAAAAGAUUUCUUUAUAUUGUUAUCAGUCUGAAAUUAUUUAUUUAAUCCUAAAAUGUGUAGAUCAUAAAUUCAUUCUUAGCCUUUGCCAAGAGACUGCUAACAAGUUUGUGCAAGUUCCUGUAUGCAGUGCAGUGGUCUCAGUGAGGUAAAACUCUAGCCCAUGAGGUGCUAAGGUGAGGAGGGAGCCACCCAUCUCCCCACCACUUCCCAGGGGCAGAUGGGGUCUCAGGUCUGGCAGCCACUGCAUUCUGAGGUCACCUGUUUUGUUACUAAGGUCUUGUUAUGUCUGUGCCUUCUAUUAGGACAGAGACACUCAUCGUCUCCAUUUUUAAUAUUCUCCAUAUUUCUUAUUUGCAGUAUUCUUAAUUCCUUCUUCUUGUUCUUUCUGGUUUCAUCAUCAGUGUAAAUGUUAUAGUAUAUUUCAUCUUGUGAAAUUGUUAUUAAGUAUCAGUGCAACUGUCAAUAAACUAUUUUGAUUAA
Portunus trituberculatus (swimming crab) is the source of this 1293-nucleotide messenger RNA. RefSeq names its product ubiquitin-fold modifier 1 (gene Ufm1). Gene Ontology annotation, cellular component: nucleus; cytoplasm. Lineage: Eukaryota; Metazoa; Arthropoda; Malacostraca; Decapoda; Portunidae. The transcript has 6 exons. Gene Ontology annotation, biological process: protein K69-linked ufmylation. The record is from RefSeq and is a predicted model, not a curated record. The coding region runs from base 347 to 610 and encodes 87 amino acids.